Molecule: messenger RNA, 1440 nt
Organism: Lolium rigidum
Lineage: Eukaryota; Viridiplantae; Streptophyta; Magnoliopsida; Poales; Poaceae
Exons: 2
Coding region: 1-1440 (479 amino acids)
Source: RefSeq, a predicted model, not a curated record
AUGCCUUCCUCGUACGACUCCUCCACAUCUUCCAUCGAGAUCACCGGUGUCACCUCAACCAAGGGCGACGCCAACAUGGAUGGCUGCGCCGCACUGCCGCGCGCCGCCGCGCUCUCGGGUCCCGUCGCCGAACGCUACGCCUCGUCGCUCCGCACCCAGCGCGUGGUCGACGCCCUGUGCAAGAAGCACGGCAUCCCAACGGCUUACACCGCGCAACUGGCUCGCCACCGGCGCGCCUGCACGCCGCCUCCGGAGAGGUCCGUGUGCGUGUACGCGCACGCGCUGGAGGCCGGGAUGCGAGUGCCGCUGCCCGGCUUCUUCUCCGACGUGCUCACCCACUUCGGCCUCGCGCCGAGCCAGCUCGCGCCCAACGGGUGGCGCAUCCUGUCGGGCUUCGUCGUGCUCUGCCACCGCGCCGGCGUGGCACCGUCGCUCGCCGUGUUCCGCCAUUUCUUCCUGCUGGUCAAGUUCAAGCUCAGGGGCUGGUACUUCUUUCGGGGCAAGGACGCCGCGGGGACGCUCUUCGCUGGGCUGCCCAAGUCCAACAAGAAGUGGAAGGACAAGUUCUUCUUUCUGACGUCGCCGGAGCCAUGGACGUGCCCUGUGCGCUGGGACGGGCCGCCGUCCAAGGCCUCCCUCGGUGAUCCGGUGCUCACAAGCCAGGAAGAAAAAUCGGUGGCAAAAUUGCUAGCCGCAAGCGGCAGUGCGGUUGAUCUCCGGACUUGCCUCUCCGAGACCAGCCUUGCCGCUGCCUUCUCCUCCUUCCUGGCCGGUGAAUCACAACCGCCACAGGCUUCGGUUCGCUCUACUUCUACUGGUGCCAAAGGUAAACGCGCUCACGAUCUCCAUGGUCCGAGUUGUGUGCUAGACUUAGGGACGGAUCAGCCCGCGAAGGUGAAAACAGAGCCGGGCAGCCGUGCGCCGGCACUAUCAGGGAAGAAGAGGAGCCGGGAGGAGGCCAACUCAAACGGCGAACCCUGCCAUUCUGAGAUGAGCUCGCUGCCUGCCGAUCCCAGCAGUUCGGCGACCGGCUUGGGUGUCCCGCCGGGCUUCGACCCGAAGCCGCGGCACUCGCCCGUACAAGUCACACCGGCGGUCGACAGCACCGGCGGGGAGGCUGCGCGGAAGUUCCCAUCGACCUACGAAUCAAUGCUCCAGACCGUGAGCUACGCGUCCUCCUAUGCGCUGGAGCUAGAGAAGAAGUUAGCUGAGCAUGUCGCGUCGAAGGCGGAGCUGGAGAAGAAGCUGGUUGUGCGGGACGCGGAGCUUGUCUCUCUGCGGGGGCAGCUAAAGCACGGCAAUUCGGUGCCUGAAAACGCUGAGUUUGCAGCGGCAGUGAAACAGCUUCUUGGGUCUGAAGAACACGCAAUGCGCCGCGCGGAGCACUCGCUGGAGGUGUACAAAAACUGGAAGGGUAGGUACGCAGCAAGGAGGACAUGA